AUGACAGUUGAAGAAUCAUCUCCAUCUACUAUAGUUUUUGCUAAAUCAAGUCUGAAAGCAGAACAACAGAUCAUCUUUGAACAACUUAUUUCUCAACUUAAUAUUCGUUAUUCAAAUGCAGUUGAUGAAACAACAACUCAUGUAAAAACGGAUUCAUUAGACGAAACUACUCCACUUAUCUAUUCAUUAACAUUGAAAGUUAUUCAAGCAACUGCUCGUCGUUUACCGAUAAUUAGUAUUCAAUGGCUGGUUGCAUCAAUAACACAUCAAAUCAUAGUACCAUCACAAAUCUAUGAAAUAUUUUUAGAUAAUCCAAUAUAUGGUUAUUAUGGUGGUUUUCUUCGUUCAUGUAUUCCUCGUUCACAAGGACUUUUUCAAGGCAUUGAAUUUCGUUUAGAAUGUCCAGAACAACAUGACCGAAAGAAAAAUGAAAUAUCGGCACUGAAACAACAUAAAAAAGAUUUAGCAACAGUUAAUCCAGAAUUUUAUAAAUUUUUGAGAAAUGAAGACGAGAGUUUACCACAUUUUAAUGUUAAUGAAGAUGAUGAACCGAUUUCCGAUGAUGAUCCAGAACAACAAAUUCAUCAAUUACCUGAACAACUUAUUGAAAUGGAACCUUCCUCUGAUAAAAAAAAUCAACCAACAUUAAAUACAAUUCGACAUGUAACACGUGCUUUUGGUUUAGCUGUUCAAUCAGUUUAUGGUGGUGCUGAUGUAUCAGCUGAUACAGAUCAAGCAAACAACAAAAAAGAAAAAGAAACAAUUAAAACUGGUGCAAUUGAUGAUCAAUUUAAUGUGAUUGUUCGUCUAUGUCUUAAACAAUUGUUACCAGCUAUCUAUCGAUUUCUUCGUAUAAAAAUUGCUACAACAAGUAAAUUAAAACCAGAAACAAGUUCCAAUUGGAAAUAUAUUGAACAAAUAAUGAAAAAAAUAUUUGAUUAA
Messenger RNA from Rotaria sp. Silwood2, 942 nucleotides. NCBI's taxonomy places the organism in Eukaryota, Metazoa, Rotifera, Eurotatoria, Philodinida, Philodinidae. The record is from the annotation of a GenBank genome assembly.